This is a messenger RNA of Filobasidium floriforme, 756 nucleotides long. RefSeq lists its product as uncharacterized. The coding region runs from base 43 to 678 and encodes 211 amino acids. The transcript has 4 exons. The record is from RefSeq and is a predicted model, not a curated record. Lineage: Eukaryota; Fungi; Basidiomycota; Tremellomycetes; Filobasidiales; Filobasidiaceae.
AAACUCGCAAUCAUAUCGACGACCCACUACCUAGGAACCCAUAUGUCAUCCUCAUAUACCCCCUCAAUCCCCCGCUCGACCCUCCCCCUUCCCUCUCGCCGAGCUGGAAUUGGUCUCAAACCCCAAACCCAAACGAUCGGGGGUAGCGUGACGAGCGCAACCUCCCGUCAACCCGCCCAUCACGGCCAGCCAGACCCAGGUCAGAUCGAUGCGGGCUUGGAAGAGAUGUUGAAGGGAUUAGAGGGGCUGGAGAAGGAUCUAGUGGGGGUGUUUGAUGGUGUAGAGAAUGCAUUCGAUCCAUCAACCAACCCAGGCGUGACACAAUUGAAAUACGAACAAGCCAUUCAAGCCCUCAAACGACUGAUAGAGAUCUCGAUGACCACCUCUCUCGGCGGGGUCCCUUUGAUACCCAACUCGAGCGCGUCGGACGUUCAGGACGUGUCGACGAUACCGAGAACGACAUCCACCACAACAGCAUCGACAAUAGCAAGCACAACAGCAACAGCAACGGCAUCUACAGUAACGACAUCUACGGCACCGACCUCCCCGCAAAAGCCCUUGCCGAACCUGACGCAACUAUCAGCCCAGAUCUCGCUCGCCUCCGGGGAGACUUAUUCCCGCGGUAAAGUGUUGGCGGACGAAGUCAGGGGGAUCGGGGAGGUUUUGAGUCGGCGAUGAGUGACGGGUUGGUACGGGGGAUGGGGGCUCGAGGGGUCGAGGGGUCGGAAGAGGAGACACGUAAUGAUAUAUGAUACG